This is a messenger RNA of Paramecium tetraurelia, 1139 nucleotides long. RefSeq lists its product as uncharacterized. The transcript is spliced from 2 exons. The record is from RefSeq and is a predicted model, not a curated record. Gene Ontology annotation, molecular function: ATP binding; protein serine/threonine kinase activity. Gene Ontology annotation, cellular component: cytoplasm; autophagosome. Gene Ontology annotation, biological process: protein autophosphorylation; autophagy; autophagosome organization. NCBI's taxonomy places the organism in Eukaryota, Ciliophora, Oligohymenophorea, Peniculida, Parameciidae.
CUACAAUGUUGGUUUAACAGCAAUAAAGGUAGAUGCCAAUGACACCCAUUCCGCAUAAUGCUAGAAAAGUUAUUGAAAACUUCAGCUAUGCACUUACAGAUGCAAUCGGAAAGGGCUUCAGUUCUGUAGUGUACAAAGGUAGGAACGAUGAAACCAAUGAAAUUGUUGCAAUAAAGGUUAUUGAUAAAAAGGGACUUAAAACACCUUUGCAUCAUCAACUAUUGAAAUCAGAAGUGGAAGCAUUAUCGCAACUAAACUCCAAUAAUAUCAUGAGAUUGUAUAAGGUGUAUUAAACUGAGAACAACACCUAUCUAAUAACAGAGUAUUGUGAUUCUGGUGAUUUGGGAUCCUUAAUAACUAAAUAGGGGACAUAAAAAGAACCAUAGUUACAAAGGUUGUUCUAUGGCAUAAUAUAGGGAUAUAAAUAGAUGAAGCAAAAGGGUAUUGUGCAUAGAGAUCUCAAACCAGCCAAUAUUCUACUGAAAGGACAAGUUCCUAAGAUAGCAGAUUUUGGAUUUGCAACUACUCCUUAGACUGUUACCACCAUGCCCAAUGUUAAUGUAGGAUCACCAUUGUACAUGAGUCCUCAGGCUUUUAAGAAUAGAUAUUCUGAAAAAUCUGAUAUUUGGGCUUUGGGUGUUAGUUUAUUUGAAUUACUAUUUGGGUAAGUUCCAUGGCAAGCAGGGACUGAAAGAGAAUUGGCUUAAAGGAUGGCUACUGUUCCUGUGAAUUUCCCAGGAUAAAUUUCAGAUGAAUGCAGAGAUUUCAUUCAGAGAUGUCUGGUAGUUGAUGAGAACAGAAGGGCUACAAUUGAAGAAUUAGAAAGACAUGUCUGGUUACAAAGAUAAGAAUUGCAAGUGAUUAAAGGGAAUGGAUUUUAGGGUAUUUUUAGAGGCAAGUCAUGGCGGUUAGUAAAAUCACAUUCAAUUUCACAAUAUCUAAAGUAAUGGUUGUGUCACUACUACUUCUCCUCUAGGGGAUGCUCAUAAUAAAUAGUAGAUCUUAAUGUAACCAAGGGAGAGCAAUUAUGGAAAAGAAAAUACAUCUUCAAUACCUAGAUAAUAGCAAGGCUGUAUUUAGUAACAGCCACUUAAAUCGAUUAAAAGAGUCCAAGAAUCAAGGAAGGAGUCCCAAGAUGA